GCAAGAGAAUCUCUGCUGAACGUGUGCAUGGAUGCCAAGCACCAUAAAGUGGAGCCUGGGCCAGAAGACGACUUGCAUAACCAGUGCUCCCCGUGGAAGAACAAUUCGUGCUGCACGGCCAACACCAGCCAGGCUGCUCACGAUGAACAGUCCUACCUGUACAACUUCAGCUGGAACCACUGCGGCAUCAUGUCGGAUAAAUGCAGAAAGCACUUCGUCCAGGACAACUGCUUGUACGAAUGCUCACCAAACCUGGGGCCGUGGAUUAACCUGGCAGACAACUCCUGGCGCCGGGAGAGGAUUCUGAAUGUGCCGCUCUGCAAGGAGGACUGUGACCAGUGGUGGGAGGACUGCAAAGACCAGAUGACCUGCAAGGAGAACUGGCAUAAAGGAUGGAACUGGACCUCAGGAACAAACCGGUGCCCACGUGGGAGUAUGUGCCAGACCUGGCAUCUGGUCUUCCCUCAACCAAAAGACAUGUGCGAGAAGAUCUGGAGCUACUCCUACAGGUACACCACCUUCCAGAAGAGCAGUGGGCAGUGCAUCCAGAUGUGGUUCGACCCCAAGGAUGGCAACCCCAAUGAAGCAGUGGCCAAGUACUACUCCGGAGCAGGGAGGGGCCUGGCUGCCUGCCUCCCCCUGGCUCUGCUCUUUCCCAUGCUCCUUGCCCUGCAGUGA
Euleptes europaea (tarantolino) is the source of this 678-nucleotide messenger RNA. Its product is annotated as folate receptor alpha-like. Bases 28 to 678 code for a protein of 216 amino acids. The transcript is spliced from 4 exons. Gene Ontology annotation, cellular component: external side of plasma membrane. The record is from RefSeq and is a predicted model, not a curated record. Lineage: Eukaryota; Metazoa; Chordata; Lepidosauria; Squamata; Sphaerodactylidae. Gene Ontology annotation, molecular function: signaling receptor activity.